Dermacentor silvarum is the source of this 6647-nucleotide messenger RNA. It is a transcript of the gene heph, whose product is annotated as polypyrimidine tract-binding protein 1. Gene Ontology annotation, biological process: regulation of RNA splicing; mRNA processing. The record is from RefSeq and is a predicted model, not a curated record. The transcript has 15 exons. The coding region runs from base 1557 to 3131 and encodes 524 amino acids. Gene Ontology annotation, molecular function: mRNA binding. Gene Ontology annotation, cellular component: nucleus. Lineage: Eukaryota; Metazoa; Arthropoda; Arachnida; Ixodida; Ixodidae.
UCCUCCUAGCCGCGCGCGCCAGCCAAGCACUUUGCUGCUCUGGCCGCUCUUUUUUUUCCCCAUCCCCCCCUUCUGUCACACUUGUUUUUCCUAGGCCAUCUCACCCACCUUAGUACUAAAGCAACGUCACUCUCGGUCACAAACCCUCCGUCACCUCGGAGCGCACUCCUCUGUUUUCAUCCACCUCUUUUCUCUCCGGUCGUCGGUCUUUUUUUCACGCCAACGGCAGUACCCACUUAAACACAGUCGGUCUCGCACGAGACACCUCGUGCGCUAACAUCUUGGGCGGGAGCCCCCCUCCCUUUAGCGGUCGUGUUCUUCGCAAGUUGGCCGGCUCAACAAACAUCGGCCAAGACAUCCGUUCCUGGUGCCUGACGUGAACCCGCCGUUUCGAAGAACGUCGCCGCGCUUUUUCUAAAGCCUUUAUCGCCAAGACUGGAACCGCACCUUUCAUCUCCCUUUGAAGACUUCGGGACUUAUCUACCGUUUGAAGCGUACGAAGCUACAACUCGAGGCUCGGAUUAUCUACUUCUACUUGGCCUGUAACCCACCGACAUAUACCUCGGAGCUCCCUUUCGACUCGGUUCCGUCCAUUUUCGAGUCGGCGGUGCAACCCCCACACUGCAAUAAGUGAUACCGGUGUUGUUUUCUGGUGUUUUGCGUGUGAAUGCGUGUUUUGUGUUUGUCGUCGUCGUAUUUAUUGGCAUCGCGAGUGUGAGAUAGACCGGUCACAAACGUGCGUUCUACUUAUCCAGCGUUUGCCGCAACGGGGUUUGUGCGAGAAGUUCGUCAACGGCGUGCUUCGAAAAAGGGAGGUCCCGACGCCCGUCUCGAAGACAUACCUACUAGGGGAGGAAUUGUGACGGAAGAAAAAGGGUCCCCAACUGCUCGACCUUGAAACGCUGCAGGUGUGCCGAGGCACCUUUCUUGUUUGCUGUUUUUUUUUUUUUUUUUUCUUUGUGUGUGGAGUCCCGCAUACCUCGACUCAGGUCCCCGCCGUGCCUCGCGUACUUUCAGCUGAAAACUUUUCACCGAGAAGCGACUGCCGCUAAGCGCCUUUCCAACCGUUGCUCGGGGGGAGGCAUACAUACUGUACGCUUUUGUUGAGUUUCCGUGCAUAUUUGCCGCUCAACGGACGCUCUUCGAAAGACCGGCGAGGCGACGCAGCCCAUCUAGUUUUUCUUGCCCUGUGUGGGAACCACAGCAAACGACGCCGAACAACCUACCCGAGGAGGAUUCGAACGGAGCAGACACCGAACGGUGUGGGUGGUGUUUUUUGAAAAGCCUUCUGGCAAGGCAAGUGCGUUCGCGGUUUUUUUCUCGGAACGGCGGUUCGUUGCCGCGAGACGACCUACGACAGAUAGAAAUCGCUGUGUGCGCUUUCUUUCCUCUUCUAUUUUUUUCGGGAGUGCGCGGGUGUGUGCGUGAGCGGUGCGCCGCCGGCUUGGUGUGAUACGUUCAGAGAGGAGGUGGAAGAGGCGAGGGGAUUCCCUUUCUGCUCGCUGAGCUUUUUUGACAGUCGACGCUUCUGCGAAGUGUGUGGAGAGAGUAACAACAUGCGUGGAUCAGACGAGCUGCUGACGCAGACCAACGCUGUGAGCAAUGGCACCAUCAUGAGCCCACAGAACAACCACAGUGACAACAACAAUGAUGCCAAAAAGGUGAAGCUGGACACAGGUGGCAAAGUGGUGGUUGGAUCGGGCAAGCCCUCAAGGGUGGUGCACAUCCGGAACAUCCCCAACGAUGCAACGGACACUGACAUUGUUCACUUGGGUGUGCCCUUUGGCAAAGUGACCAAUGUGCUCCAGCUCAAGGGCAAGAACCAGGCAUUCCUCGAGAUGGCCGACGAGAGCUCAGCCAUCGCCAUGGUCGACUACUUCGCCAAGGCCUCGCCAACUGUACGCGGGCGGGUGGUCUACGUCCAGUUCUCCAACCACCGUGAGCUCAAGACAGAUGGUGUCCACGGUUCCCUGACUGCGCAGGCCAACCAAGGGGGCGAGGGUGGUGGUGCCAACACAGUGCUGCGUGUCGUGGUGGACAACCAGAUCUACCCAGUCACGCUGGACCUGCUGCACAGCAUCUUCAGCCGAGCAGGAAAGGUCCUCAAGAUCGUCACCUUCACCAAGAGCAAUUCAUUCCAAGCCCUCAUUCAGUUCAGUGAUGUCAUGGGUGCCCAGGCGGCAAAACUGGCCCUGGAUGGCCAGAGCAUCUACAACGCAUGCUGCACGUUACGCAUCGAGUACUCCAAACUGACCAACCUCAAUGUGAAGUACAACAACGACAAGAGCCGCGACUUCACAAACCCCACCCUGCCCACAGGGGACCCCACCCUUGACAUCGGGCUUGCUGGUUCGUUGGGUAUACUGGCGUCCCCGUUUGCUGCCGCCGGCCCGGGCCUGACCUCCCCACUAACCGCUGCCUAUGCCGCCAGCGCCACAGCAGGGCUGCCCCUGGGUGGCUUUGCCCUGUCACCGUCAUCCCCGGCUGCGGCCACAGCUCUCGGCAUGGCCGGCAUCCGGCUCCCAGGACAGCCCACCACCAGCUGCGUGCUUUUGGUGUCCAACCUCAAUGAACAGAUGGUCACGCCCGACGCUCUCUUUACCCUUUUUGGUGUGUAUGGCGACGUGAUCAGGGUGAAGAUCCUCUUCAACAAGAAGGAUAGCGCGCUCAUUCAGAUGGCCGAACCACAGCAAGCACAGCUGGCCAUGAGCCACCUGGACAAGCUCAAGGUGUACGGGAAGCCCAUCCGGGUGACGCCAUCCAAACAUCACAUAGUGCAACUGCCCAAGGAUGGGCAGCCAGACGCUGGCCUCACCAAGGACUACAUCAACUCGCCCCUGCACCGUUUCAAGAAGCCUGGCUCCAAGAACUACCAGAACAUCUACCCACCCUCGGCCACCCUCCACCUCUCCAACAUCCCGCCAACGGUCUCUGAAGAGCAGAUACGGGAGGCAUUCACGCAAACCGGCGGCACAGUGGUGGCAUUCAAGUUCUUCCCGAAAGACAGAAAGAUGGCACUUAUCCAGAUGGGCUCUGUCGAAGAGGCUGUCACGGCACUCAUCAAAAUGCACAACUACCAGCUGAGCGAUUCCAAUCACCUGCGGGUCUCCUUCUCCAAGUCGACAAUCUGAGUAGGCCCUGUCCAAGCCUCUCCUCCUUUAGCGCCUUCUCGGAGCUUACACAACUGGUGGAAGAGGGUGGACGGGUCUUGUGACGGAAGAGGCCGAGACUGCUGAGAGAGCAGCAACAGCAAAGUGGGACCCAAAAAAAGAAGAAAAGAAAAAAUGUGCGACAGAAGGCACAGCAAACAUUGCCAUGGCACGUGGAGCAAGGCAUCGUCCCGUUUCAAAAGGACCACAGUGCACGCGCGCGAUGCUGCGAGGCACGCAUCUGUUGUGACAUCCUGCGCAGGAUGUCAAAACGCGGCAGGGUAAUCUGCACAGGGAGGGGGUCAAAUUUUACGUUUAAACUUUUUUUCUUUUUGUCUUUUCAAUUUGAGAAGUGGUGGCUGCACCUCAUCUGUAUGUCAAAAAGGCUGAGCCUGACUUUUUCAAAAGAAGUGUUGCGUGUGCCGAAGAUGAGGCAUUUUUUGUGUUUCCUGUGGAACGGUGCUGCACCUCCACUGCCUUUAGUUUUGCCCCUCUUUUUUUUUUAACUCUUAUUGAGACGUGUGCAUUGUUAUUAAGAGUAGUCUGCGGCGGGUCUGCAGGCUGCCUCCCCCCCAUCCCGCUUUUUUUUUUUUCCUUCGUUUUCCUGCGUUUGGAUUGAAAUCACAAGCAGCAACAUGAGUGAUGAGUCCUCUCGGCAUCCAUCCUUCCUACACCCCUUUUCAUUGCCUUUCUCAACAUGUUGAGAGGUCAUCUAGAAAACCAUGCACCUAAAUAUCAGCCUGGCUGAGUCUCUUAUCCCUGCUCCACUUGGUGGUUUUGAGUUAUCUUUUUUGUGGCUCCACGCCAGUUUCAGCGCGUUUUACAGUUGCAACGCCCGUGUGUAGAAGGAGUGUGCAGUUCACCGAUUUGUUUGUAAGUCGGUGUGUGCAGUGUGCAAGACGGACACCUCUGGAAGGGUACCAAUUGCGCCUUGUGGUUUGACAUCUUAAAAAGGAAUAACAGGGUCUGCCAGUGGGACAAUGGAAAUGGCAAAUGCCUGUCGGUGUAUUCGUCCCAUGUUGCCUGCACUGUUGUUCCAUUUCUGAGGUCAUAAACAGAGCAGGGACAUAGCAGGGUCAUUUUUAUUUGGGCCCCAUGCAGAUCAGCGUCUUUAUUGUGGCUAGCGAAGUGUGUGUCGAGCUUGCAGAAGUCUUUUACCAAAAUAGACUGGCAGUACCGUGACUUGUGGAAAGAUUGGCGUGUUAGCAGCAGUAGACGCAUAAAUGAUUGCACGCCUGUUAAUGGAGCUGGACUGAUUGAAGAGACACUUUGAAUGUCUCUCCUGGACCGACCUGCACACUGCGCACACAUGGUGUGCAAAUGCUAAGCCUUUGUUUUGCUUGUCAUCUGGGUUUCCAGUGCUGUGGGAGGGUGGGGGUACCUUAGUAUCAACUGUUCUCAUCGACAAACCUGCUGUCACUCAUGUGCUUUUUCGAAACCUGAGGGCUCUAGCUGGGUCUAGACGGUGGUGUAGCUUUAAGCUGUAAUACAAACAUCAGAUAGUGCAGAGAGCCAAGCUCUUGGCAUGCACCUAUUUUUAUACCGUGCCUUUGUUCAUCAUCCUCGAGAACACUGCUGAGCAAUGUGCUGGCAAGAUAACCCCUUUGGGAAGUUUUGCCUAUAGCGAGAGCUCGUCCCCCCCCACCCCUCAUUUUGUUUGCCAUCGCCCACCCCAGCAGCACUGAAAACGGGGGACCAAUGUUAGCCCGACAUUGGGACACCUCAUGACCGGUCCACCAUGGGGUUAUGCUGGCUCGCCGUUACGAAAUGCACUGGGUUGUCCAAUAUUGGAAUUGCAAUGGCAGCCUCACUUCUGGCUCAACUCGAGCACUGGUGCUGGUGUCACAUGUGCGAACUGGCAAUGCGUGCUCUUAACACUUUUUUUUUUCUUACCCUAAAACGGGACAUUUCCACCUCCCUGCUUUCUCGUUUAUCCUACCCAUUAAAUGCACUGUUUUUAGUUUAACACCUUUGUUUUCAUUUUUAUUUUUAUGUUUGUGUAGUGCAGGGAAAAAGCCGUUGCUGUUGCUGUGUGGUCUUGCGCAGAGUCUUUGCCAUGUUGCCGAGCUUUGUCACUGUUUACUACAUUACCUUAGCACAUAAUUCUCUCUCUCUGUAGUGUAUUAUCUAUGUUUAGCCAAGAUAAGGGACCUGUAAAGGCCUUGCCAUCGUCCCGGCUUGCUCGGUUUCGUUAUUACUCUACAUCUACCGAGCUCUUUAUUUUCUGUUUUCCUGCAAUGUGCAGUUUCACAGCCUAUGUACGAGAAGAGCUUGGUUGCAGGUUUACUAGCCUCUCGCUUUGUCUGCAACUGAUUUGUGGUCUGUGGUUCAUUGUUUUUUUUUCCCCUCUAUCUUAUGCCUUUGAUAUGUUGCACCUUUUCUUUGCCACUGGGCUUUAAACUUUGGGUGCCUUCUGACUAUCUUCUGUUCAGUAUUUUGACUAUUUUAUUGUUUCCUCUGCUGUGUACGCUGUGGCUUAACUUUUUCCUUUGCCUGGGGACCAACCCAUAGGUCGCAUGGCUUUCACUUUUGCCUGUGCUUUAUGUUCCUUUCUUUUUUUUCUAAUGUAAUAAAGCUCCACUCCUCCAUGCUCGCCCUGUUUUCUUGCACCCCAAAGCCCUCUGUAUACCACACACAUUUCAACCUAGUUCUAAAUGUUUCCACAAGCUCUGCUGCCCGUUCUCCCUGUCAUUUUUCAGGCGUUACAGUGCUUCUGUGGCCCAGCUGUGUAGUCCGGUCCAACAUAUCAGCGUUAAUUGAAAUGUUAAGGUGCUCGUGGGUGGUCCAGCCUAAUGAGGCAUGGCCUUUGAGAACCUAAAUGGAAAGGCUGUGUGUGUAGCUUUCGGUCAAUGAAUCAAGUUAUACAAUUGGCCCAGGGCACGAUUUUUGGCUCUGUUGUGAGGAGUAACCAUUAUGUCGGCCGUUCUCAUUGCGUUCAAGAAAGCCCGCCACGUUUUGUCUGGCCUGUUCUUUCAGUUCGAAGCACGCAAGAGCAACGGCUUUACUCCAAAUGGCAGGAGUUUUCUAGCAUUCCAAGUUUUCCCGUUUUAUCCCCGCUGUGCGUUUUUUUUUCUACCACUUUUUGGAGGGUUUGGAAUUGGUUCCUCCUCUAGGUUGACCCCCACCUAGCACAUAUUUUUGUGAACAUCUCUUUCAUAUGUAGCUUGCUUCCUGAAGUGUUUACAAUUUUUUAUUCCCUCUUUUUAGUGUCUUUGGUGGUUGUGUUACCAUAAUAAUCUGCCUCUGUUACUGUUUCACACUCGCUACAACACUCUCCCCCUCCCUAAAGCCACUGUGGCCCAGGCAGAUCUGACUUGAACAAAGUAACAUCCCCCCCACACACACAUAAUUUUUUUUUUAUAUUGUAUCAUCAUGUUUUUGGCCAUUCAGCAUCAUGCCCUCCUGUUGGAGAGUACUGGGAGGAUUCAUGUGUUUAUUUUUUAUAGAAGUGAAAAAGCGAGUAUUUUGGUGAAUAAACAUGUUGAUUUCUUCUUUUUA